AACAGGCUGUAGCGGUACAAGGCAUCCAUAGCUGUGGAAUCCUGUUGUCUGUAGCGAGUUUGUUGUUUUUUUUUUUUUUUUUUUUUUUUAAACCGAAUCAUUGCACAUAUUUAAGUGCCUUUGAAUGCAACAUGAAGCCGCAACUGAUAGGGACCAAAAAGCGUCCCCUUGCGUUAAAAGCAGCCGGAGCCGAGGCUGCGCAGUCCCUGCAAGAGGAGCUUGUUGCAGCAAUACAUGGAGCAUUUGAAGUGGCUGUGGAGAUCGCAGUUCACGAGGUGACCAAGCUGUUAGGUCAGACAACAGGAGUCGUCUAUGAGGAGAUGCGAAGGGAGAACGAGUCCCUGAAACAAAGACUGCAGAGAGCUGAAGCUAUGCUGGACUCUGCGCGCAGGGAGGACAGAGAAGGAAGCUCUCCUCUUCCUUCAGAGCAGCCCCCCGAUGGCUCCAACCACACAGACCGGCCGCACCACCUUAAAUACACUCAAAUAAGCCCGAGUCCAGAAAUGGGCAAUGUGCACGGUUGCACGGGGGUCAGAGGUGACACUCCCCCUGCAGGUCAGCGCCGUGCAGAGCAGCCUCAUACACAGGAAGAGCAGACAUCGGGCGAUGAUGUGAUGACACAGCAUGUCAGUGAUGCUGCUUCAGACCCAGAGGAAAGUAGUGGAUUUGCUGUUGCUUGUGAUGCCUUGGCUAUAGAAGUCAGUGAAGAGAUGUCUCGUGUGUGUGUGGUGAUGGUAGAAAACAUUAACCAGCCUUGUCAAGACCUGGCAGCUCAAGACCGCGACUCACCACUGCUUCCCUGUGGGGAUGACAAGUCCACUUUGGAGCAGUUUACCGUGAAGCAGGAGAAGCCGGAAGAGGACAGAAAUGGUUCAGCCUGCUGUUUAGAUUCAAUUAAAGUGGAGGAUUUUAGCCCUGAGUGUAUGUCAGCAGCCCAGUCCAAAAUGCUGGAGGAGUGGAAACCAGAAUUGCUGGAUAUUUUGAGCCAAGACUCAAACAGUCCUCUGUCCUCCACCAGGUUGGCACAUGCUCAUCCUCCAAACCUGACCACCGACCUCCCUCCACCCACAGAUCAUCCAUCUAUCUCCUCAGAGUUCCCAAACAUCUUCCAGCUGGAAGAACCAGCUCCCAUCUCAGAAGCCCCUCCACAGGUUUAUGGAGUCCAUGUACGGCCCAGCCGCAACCUCGGCAACAACCUCCUCUACACCUGCAAGUCCUGCGGUCAGACAUUCCAGCUGCCCAGCCUGCUGCGGCGGCACUACGGACAGUGCCAGCAGAAGCUUCAGCAGUGUUGUCAGCAGCCCGUAGAGGGAAGCAGGAGGACCAGACUGCAGCUGUUCCCGCCGGGAUGCAGCCCCUUCCGCUGCACGGUCUGCAACCGAGAGUUCAACCGCAUGGAGAACCUCAAGACUCACCUUCGCAUCCACACGGGAGAGAGGCCGUACACCUGCUCGGUCUGCUCCAAGUGUUUCCGUCACUCUGGGGCAUUAACCAGGCACUUUCGUAUCCAUACCGGAGAGAAACCUUACAUCUGCGGACUGUGUGGGAAGUCUUUCCGAAAUUGUGGGGGGCUUAAAUUCCACCAGCGGUCCCACAGCAAGCAGCUACAGUAGACUCCAACAUCCAAACUUGAAUUUAUGAAUUUCUACAGUGUGGCUUUACAGACAAAUUGUCUGGACAAACGUGAUAUAUCCCUUAUGUAACAAACAUGAUAUAUCCAUUACUGUAUGUGCACCUGAUAGACAGCCUGUGAGGACCUCAAGAGCUGUGCUAGAAAAAGUUUGUCUUUUAGAUUACAGUUACAGACAUAGCAAGGUCUCUCCUGUCUGUACUGUUUCACCUCUUUGUACCAGGUCUUCCCUUUGAAAUCGCAGGUAUUGUUUUUAAGAGCUGUCACCCAGAAAGCAGCAUCUCAACAAGUUAUAGGAACAGUCAAGUGUAUUGAAUUGAGGUCAAACCAUAAAUUAUACUGAGACAAUCUGUUUUAUUUCAGUGUUGAUGUUCUCUAAAUCAGUGUCUACAAUAGACCAAGUAGAAAGACAAAGUAUAGAUACUGUGGCUGUGUGAUCAGUACGUCAACCAUUUUGCUAUGUACUGUGUAUGAUGGCUCAGUAGUGCUUUCACUAUAUGAAACGUGUGGAAAUUGUCAGUGUAUCUCCAAGUGCCAGUUAAAUGAUGGUUAUUAAAGAAAAUCUGUUUGUUGGGCUCACCUGGCAGAGCUGGCGCCCCGUGUACCGAGGCUGAGUCCUUGCUGCAGCGGCCAAGGGUUUGAGUCUGACCUGUAGCCCUUUGCUGCGUGUCAUCCCCUCUCUCCCUUUUCUGAGUAUCUUCAGCUGUCCUAUCUUAUAAAAGCCCCAAAACAUAUUUUAAAAAAAAAAAAGAAGAAGAAGAAAGAAAAUCAGUUUGUGGUUCUUAUUUAUGAUAAUCUUGUUUUUGUAACUAUUUGUUUGUGUGCAUAAUAUAAUUAAAUAUGCAUCUUAUUCAUAGUUUAAUUGAUGUUUAUUUUAAUGUGUGACUUAGUCAGGAGUGGAAAGUAACAACGCACUCAGGUAGAGUCAGUGAUACCAGAAGAUGCAUCCAGGUCCAGAUCAACAACAGCUUCUCCAGAGUCCCAGUCCACCUGAGCUCAGAGCCAAGAUCAGAGAUCAGAGGAGGAAAGAUGACUUGGAGGCCUUCAGAUUGCCAGUAGGGGGCGACAAAGAUCAUCCAUUACUACACAAGCCAGUCACUAACAGAGGUUCCUGAAAUCUGCUACUUUUACCCAUCCACACAAUAACCACUUAAAUAUACUGUAAAGACUUUGGCGAGCAGAAUAAUAAUAUAUAAGAUGGAUUUAUUUCACACACACACACACACAGUGUGAAUUCAGACACAUCACAUCUUCUCGUGUUAAAAGACCCCGUUGCUGCUGCAUGAUGGAAUUGUUAUAAAAACUUGCUGCAGCUGCUGAACAGUCUCAUUAAGGCUUAAUUAACUAAUUCCAGUGUCCCAAGAGACAGUCUCGUCCCAUUGCACCCUACCUGUUUGUCGACUCAGUAGUUUGAUGGGACACGUUAAUAAGGACAGAGAGGCUGUGUGUAUGUGUGUGUGUCUCUUUAAAUGGCUAAAUGUCCCACUGUGUACUGUGUUUAAGGCUUGUGAACUUCACAGUACAAUACAGGUCAUCAAAGAUUCUGCAA
Molecule: messenger RNA, 3179 nt
Organism: Dicentrarchus labrax (European seabass)
Lineage: Eukaryota; Metazoa; Chordata; Actinopteri; Moronidae
Exons: 3
Coding region: 132-1613 (493 amino acids)
Biological process (GO): regulation of transcription by RNA polymerase II
Molecular function (GO): RNA polymerase II cis-regulatory region sequence-specific DNA binding; DNA-binding transcription factor activity
Source: RefSeq, a predicted model, not a curated record